Daldinia vernicosa is the source of this 1572-nucleotide messenger RNA. RefSeq names its product phospholipase D/nuclease. The transcript has 3 exons. The record is from RefSeq and is a predicted model, not a curated record. Gene Ontology annotation, molecular function: catalytic activity. The coding region runs from base 1 to 1572 and encodes 523 amino acids. NCBI's taxonomy places the organism in Eukaryota, Fungi, Ascomycota, Sordariomycetes, Xylariales, Hypoxylaceae.
AUGGACCCUAUAGAAACUGAGCAUACCUCGGAUCGUACGGAACGAAGAAAUAUUAGAUUUGACUCUUUUCCUGGAUUUAAAGAAGCAUGGAAACACUCCCUCGUAGAACAUGCCUCAACUUUACACAAUGAAUUUCCAGAUUAUUACCUCUCUAACCCAGAGUGUCUAACAAGUACUACAACAGUAAAGUCUUUUCGUCUUGGUACUGGCGCAUCUAUAUUCUUGAAAUCGCUGCUUCCUGCAAUAGCUACGGCUAAACAUGAAGUUAUUCUUGUUACUUGUUUCUGGGCGCAAGGACCCACUCUGGACGCCUUGAGGGAAACGCUGGAAAAACUCGCUGAAUAUCGCCGCGAGCGCAUCCGUAGCGUUCGUUCAACUAGCCCAGAAGUAAAUGUGUUCUCUCCGUUGAAAAUACGAAUAUGUUUCUCGUCUAGAUCCCUUUUUCAAAAAUUAUUCCACCCAUUCUCUACGGAUGGGUAUGUGUACCCGCCCUCAACAUGGACGACGCGGUUAGGGUUACCGAGCCCGGAAGUUUUAGAGGCUGGACUCAUCGAUUUGCGCGUUAAAAGUUUGUUCUUCUUACCUUUUAGCGUGAUGCAUCCCAAAUUCCUUAUUAUCGACCGGGAGAGAGCCUGGUUUCCGAGCUGCAAUGUGAGUUGGGAGGCGUGGCUGGAAGGAUGUGUCGAAGUCAGCGGCGACGUUGUGACCACCAUGGUAGAGUUUUACCGACAUGUCUGGGAUAGGCAACUUGAGAAUCAUCUCAUGGGCGGACGCGGUUUAGAUUAUGAUCGUUCUCGGCUUUCAAUACUACUUGAGCCCAGCUUAACUUCAGCAUCCCGAAAUCAUGUUGGUACCCUCGAAGACUUUAUAUCGGACAUCGAGAUCCCAGCGAUACUUCUACCGUCAUCUCAUCACCGCAAUCCUAAGUUUGACUUAAUUCCAUGGCACGACCAUCCCCCGCCGCCGCCGACACCUCUUAAUACGGCCGUGCUACAACUCUUAGACAUGUCGGAACAUAUCAUCUAUAUUCAAACCCCAAACCUCACAUCUGCGAUCGUAAUUAAUAAACUUCUGGAGGCUCUAAAGCGGGGAGUCAAUGUUACUAUCGUAAGUAACGAGAGACUUAUGCUUUUAGAGCAAAUCGUUACAGCCGGGACUACGACAUCUCGCUGUCUUAAUUCACUAAUUAAGAGAUAUAAGAUACUAAAAGCGCAGCGUCCUAAAUCGAUGAGCAACGAGAGCCGCGCGAAUUCAGACCUGGGUGUUGACAUUGAAGCACAGCAACCUCAAUUGGGACUCUUGAAUGUCUAUUAUUAUCGUCCAGCCCCUAAAAACGAGACCGACGAAACAGCCGAAGAACCAGUACAAUCGCAUCUCAAACUAACCAUAAUAGACUAUCAAUAUGUUAUACUUGGGUCUGGAAACAUGGAUCGCGCAAGUUGGUUCACAAGCCAAGAGCUAGGUAUAUUAUUCCACUCCGAGGACUUCGCGACAGCAGUUUCCACGGCUAUUUUCAAAACUCUGAGUGGUAGGCGAGAAUCGGUUUUUCUCUCGGACGAGUUGAAAGAUUGA